Messenger RNA from Hippocampus zosterae (dwarf seahorse), 3104 nucleotides. RefSeq names its product MSL complex subunit 1b (gene msl1b). The coding region runs from base 387 to 1937 and encodes 516 amino acids. NCBI's taxonomy places the organism in Eukaryota, Metazoa, Chordata, Actinopteri, Syngnathiformes, Syngnathidae. Gene Ontology annotation, cellular component: MSL complex. The record is from RefSeq and is a predicted model, not a curated record. The transcript has 11 exons.
AAGGAAUUUGAGUGUUUAGCUGCGAUCGGUGCGGCGGCGACGCUUUGACCGCGGGUUUUUGUGUGUGCUAAACUAGCAGGCUAGCCACUGGAGCUAGGUAGCUGUUAUUGUUUUGUUUUUUUUUUUUAAUCACGGCGAGCUAAAAUGGAGGAGCUAAAAUGGAGGUUGCUUCACUGCCACUCCCGGGUCCUCGAACGUCUGCACACUCCGGCUAAAUUGUUGCUAAUGUCAAACGGUUUUUCCUGGAUCAAAUUGAGGCAGGAGUGGUAGUUUCCGUUCAUUCGCACAGGGUGUGAUGCAUAUUUAAGAUACAGGACCAGGAGAUUGCGAAUGACGUCCACCGUAAAGGGGGGCAGCUAGCCACGUUCACACCAUGAACAGUCGCCAUGAGCAUGAGAGCCUCCCCAGGCCCGCAUCUGGGAUCCAAGGCAAACGCUAACGCCAUAGGUGGGACGUUGUCUUUGUUUCCCGUGAGCCUCAGGAGGGAGUCACGUGACUCACCCUCGGAUGCUCCAGGCGAUUUCCGGUGGGCCGGAAAGAUCCCGAGCAGGUCCAAGCGCUCGGAACAGACUUACAUGAGCGGCGACGUCUCGGACGUUGUCGAAGUAGAUCGGGCCACCGCUCUGGGGGUUCUGUCCCCUGUCAGACAAAUGGGGGGUGAGGGAACCCCGGUGAAAGGCAAACCCCUCUCCAUGGACAGCAUGGAAAACCCUCAGAUGGCGCCGAACAACAACACGCCCAAGGAUGCCGAUGGCGUUCUCGGCGCCGCGUCAAUCGAAGUGUCGCCCGAGGGCAAGUGGAAGAACCUUCGGAAGAGCCCGGCCAACCCUCACACGCAGGCCAACUGUUUGCGGCAGAUCCUGCUGCUGCAGCUGGACCUCAUCGAGCAACAGCAGCAGCAGCUGCAGUCCAAGGACAAAGAGAUCGAUGAUCUCAAAGCAGACAAGGAGACGCUUCUGGCACGUAUUGAGCGCAUGGAACGCCGCCUGCAGCUCACCAAAAAGGACCCGCCACGUGACAAGCGCCUCUUCCAGCCGCUGGAGCCUUGGACCCCCGACAAGGAGGACAUGUGGGACCUAGAAGUAGAGGAGAGCCCGCAGCCCAAUCCAUCUACCCUGCUACCCUUAAGUCGAGGCAGCAAAGGGCAAAAGAGAAAAUCCUGCUUUGGGGACUCCAAACUCCAGAAGUCUCGCGGCAAAAGCGCCAAGCUGAGUCCCCACAAGCCGGAGAGUCAACCGGCGUCUCCGUCUCAGCGCGAGCUGCGCAGCAAGGAGACGCCGGAGAGGAGCGCUCCGGCCAGGGGCAAAGAAGAGGAGGCGGCGGAGCUGAGCUGCCAGAUGGACGACCUCCCCUUCCUGUCCACCACGGAGAUGUACUUGUGCUGCUGGAACCAACCUCCCGUGUCGCCGCUGCGCGAGACUUCUCCCAAGAAGGAGGAAGAAGAGGAGGUGGCCAAUGCAUCCAGCACACACUCCAUGAUGAACUUCCUUUUCCCGUCUUCGUGCCGCCUCUCAGUUCCGUCAUGGCGGGAAAAUGUCAUCGAGCCGUUGGGUGAGGAUUUAAGCUUUGACGCACAAGAGCCGCUGGACGACGGUGUGUUUCUCAAACGCCACGCCAAGCUGGAACUGGAUGAGAAGAGGAGGAAGAGGUGGGACAUCCAACGGAUCCGAGAGCAGCGCAUGUUUCAGCGCCUGCAGCAGCGCAUGAACAGGAAGAAGAUCAUACUGGAGACUGAGCCUGAACUUUCGUCAUUCUAUCCAGAAACUGAAGACGUCGAAGCGAUUAUGAUCACACCCUUCUUGCCAGUGGUCGCGUUUGGUCGGCCGUUGCCCAAACUUUCACAAGAGAAUUUUGAGCUGCCUUGGCUGGAUGAGCGCAGCCGCUGUCGCAUCGAGGUGCCCAAGAAACAUACUCCUCACCGGACCUGUCGCAAGUGAAUGUCGCCGAGCGGGAGACACCGCCAUUUAGUUCGAUACGGUCACGUCACCAAUUGUGUAACUGCUGUUGCUUUUCUUUUGCGGAAGAGAAAGGCGUGUCAAACAUAUCACUCAUCACGCGGCGUGAUGCGGUAGCUGCGUUCCCAUCUUCGAAUACCUUUACUGUUACUGCACUCGGCUGACACCGAAAAAAAAGAAAAAUACAGUUUGCGUCAGAGCUCCUUGGACAACUUUACAUUUUGCGACUGCUUUAAGAAAGAAAUGUCCCAAAUUUACUGUGGUGCUGUGUAUCUGUCGCUCACCCAUCCAUCUAUGGAGCAAUGCACUCUUCACACACAGUGAAGGUCUGUUGAGGGAAAAAAAAAGCCUGAAUCAGUUUUCUCUGUAGGAGGAAGGAGAAAAAAAUGGACGUUGGCUUGAACCCGAAUGUUCUGUUUCCUCAGUUUAGUUCUUUUACUUUUACACUACUCACAAAAAGUAAAGUGGGCUUUUGGUUCCACUUCUAUGCCCCCUUGUGACUUCUGUGCAAAAAGUUCUGAGACACCUUCAAUCAAACGUUUGGAGUUCAAAAAUGAAGUGCAACUGUACAGGUUAAGUUCCAACCUGAAAUUUCACCCUCAAAUCCCCUUUUUUGUGAGUCGUUAACAUGUGAAUUGCAUGACCUCGGAAACAACGGUAGCAUGGCUUAACCCCUCGAUGGAUCUUCUCUGCUCUUAAGCAAAAUAAAAAGGAUGCAAGCAUGACUUUUGGCUGUAAAGUGUCCAGAGUGUUGGAAAAUAAUGACAUGCACACAAAUAGUGAAUGUGUAUCAUUGACCUCAUCCAGGAGCAGUAAGUCAACAUCGGGGAAUCCAUUUUAGACGGAAACGUUCCUAGCUUGUAGUUCUAACGACAUGCUGCCAUUCUCUCCCCUCCGCAGUAAAUUUUAUUUGGUUUGUUUUCCUUCACGAGGCAACAGCUUCAACCGCUAUACUGUAACAAGUGGAAUCGAUGUUGGCUAGGUCCGGAAGCUUCGUCUGUACAUAGCUUUCACAAUGUACAUAAAACAUGGCUGUUAUUUUUUUAUUAUUUAAUGUUGGAACGUGUUGUGUACAUUCAAAAUUCAAUGAUUGUUGACAAAUUGAAAGUUGCAUUUUCUUUUUGGAAUAAAAUGACCAUUUCUCUCGUG